GGAGCGGGGGCCGCGGCCGGGCCGGGGGGGUCCCCACGGGGGAAGGGGCAUCGCCCGCGGCCGCGGAGCCUGGGCCGCUGGAUGGAAGCGAGCUGGGUGCCGGCUGCCAUGGCUCUGGGGCUCUCCUCCAAGAAAGCUUCCUCCAGGAACAUCGCCGUGGAGAGGAAAAACCUCAUCACCGUCUGCAGGUUCUCGGUGAAGACCCUUCUGGAGAAGUACACGUCGGAUCCCAUCGACGACUCCUCCGAGGAGUUCGUCAACUUCGCCGCCAUCCUCGAGCAGAUCCUCAGCCACCGCUUCAAAGGUAACGGCGGCCCCAGGGCUGUCCCUGCCGCCAUCCCGUGUCCCGCGGAGGGUGGGGAUGGCCCUGCUGGCACCAGGAGGGGCUCGGCUGGCGCAGCAGCCCCUGAGCACAGCCCGUGGGUGCCCGCAGGUCCCGUCAGCUGGUUCAGCUCCGAUGGGCAGCGCGGGUUUUGGGAUUACAUCCGCCUGGCCUGCAGCAAGGUGCCCAACAACUGCGUCAGCAGCAUCGAGAACAUGGAGAACAUCAGCACCUCCAGGGCCAAGGGCCGGGCCUGGAUCCGCGUGGCGCUGAUGGAGAAGCGAAUGUCCGAGUACAUCUCCACGGCCCUGAGGGACACCCGGACCACCAGGAGGUUUUACGACGACGGGGCCAUCAUGCUGCGGGAGGAGUCCACGGUGCUCACGGGGAUGCUCAUCGGGCUCAGCGCCAUCGACUUCAGCUUCUGCCUGAAGGGAGAGGUGAUGGACGGUAAAACGCCCGUGGUCAUUGACUACACGCCCUACCUGAAGUUCACGCAGAGCUACGACUACCUGAGCGAGGAGGAGGAGCGGGGCAGCGUGGAGAGCAGCACAAGCGAGGACAGCUCGCCUGAGCACCCCUACCUGCCCCUGGUCACCGACGAGGACAGCUGGUACAACAAGUGGCGCAAGAUGGAGCAGAAAUUCCGCAUUGUUUAUGCCCAAAAGGGGUACCUGGAGGAGCUGGUGAGGCUGCGGGAGUCGCAGUUGAAGGACCUGGAGGCCGAGAACAAGCGGCUGAAGCUGCGGCUGGAGGAGGUGAUGGUGCAGAACCAGCUGGAGAAGAGGGAGCUGGAGGGCGUCAUCCUGGAGCUGCAGGAGCAGCUGACGGGGCUGAUCCCCUGUGAGAACCCACAGCUGGCCCAGCUCUCCAAGGAGAUGGUGACACCCCUGGUCAACCAGUGGCCCUCGCUGGGGACCCUCAAUGGCAACGAGAGCGGCUCGGACAGCAAACUGUACAGAAGGCACAGCUUCGUGAGCACCGACCAGCUCUCGGCCGAGAACAGCCUCAGCUCCGACUCCCAGCGCCUGGGCGAGGGCAAGCGCGAAGGGGAGCCCUGGGGGCCCUUGGGGAAGGACCCCACGCCCUCCAUGCUGGGGCUCUGCGGCUCCCUGGCCUCCCUGCCCAGCUGCAAGUCCCUGGCCAGCCUCAAGUCCAACGAGUGCCUGGUGAGCGACAGCACGGAAGCCAGCCCGACCCGCAGCCCCAGCUGAGACCCCCGGCCCCCGCGCCGCCCCCCGGCCCGGCCCGGCCGCCGCAGGACUGAGCUCGGACCCCCUGGCCAGCCCGGACAGCGAGGGGCUCGCCCACCCCAGCGGGGAGGGGGCACCGACAUCCCCCUGCCCAUCCUGAGACCCCCGAAGCCCGGCUGGACACACGGACCUGAGGGAUGGGGGAUGCAGGGCUGGGGGCCAGGCGAGCUGGGGGUGGGGGAACGGACUGUGAGCGGUGGGGGGACAGUGAGUGACAGCUGUGGGGACACGGCAGUGAGUGACAGCUGUGGGGAGCAAGGGGGGUCGGGGCCAGGCCCUGUCCGGGGGUGAAGGUCCGGCGUGACCCCCUGUCCGUCCUGCUCAGCCCUUGGUGCCCACCCGGGCUGGUGUCCCCCAGCUCCCUGCACUGUGAGGGGCUGCCUGUCCCCCCCUGCAGCAUCCCCACAAUGGGGGAGGACUCUUCUUCCCCCCCCUUUCCUCCCCCUGGGUUGUUUUGGGUGAUUUUGGUUUUUAUUUCAGCCCCAUCUGCCUUGUUGGAGCAAAAGGAAUCAAUAAACGCAGCAAGCAGA
Molecule: messenger RNA, 2105 nt
Organism: Catharus ustulatus (Swainson's thrush)
Lineage: Eukaryota; Metazoa; Chordata; Aves; Passeriformes; Turdidae
Gene: RUNDC3A
Product: RUN domain containing 3A
Exons: 10
Coding region: 82-1536 (484 amino acids)
Cellular component (GO): cytosol
Source: RefSeq, a predicted model, not a curated record